This is a messenger RNA of Epinephelus lanceolatus (giant grouper), 642 nucleotides long. It is a transcript of the gene nop10, whose product is annotated as NOP10 ribonucleoprotein homolog (yeast). Gene Ontology annotation, biological process: rRNA pseudouridine synthesis; positive regulation of telomerase RNA localization to Cajal body; snRNA pseudouridine synthesis. Gene Ontology annotation, cellular component: box H/ACA snoRNP complex. Gene Ontology annotation, molecular function: telomerase RNA binding; snoRNA binding. Lineage: Eukaryota; Metazoa; Chordata; Actinopteri; Perciformes; Serranidae. The record is from RefSeq and is a predicted model, not a curated record.
CGGAUAUCCGCUUUGCUCUGCGCGAGGAGAAACUCCGCCGCACGUGGAUUUCAGAAGAAAAAAAGCGUGUUACCUGCAACUUGUGUGAUUUUGUCGCUAUAAAACAACCUCGUCGACAUAUUUUGAAGCUUUAAAACAAGUUAUCGUCGAGAUGUUUCUGCAGUUUUACCUGAAUGAGAACGGAGACAGAGUCUACACUCUGAAGAAGAUUAGUCCUGAUGGGCAGCCCACCAGCUCAGCCCACCCGGCUCGCUUCUCCCCAGAUGACAAGUUCUCCCGACACCGGGUGGUAGUGAAGAAACGCUUCGGCCUUCUGCUCACCCAGCAGCCCAGACCUGUCCUGUGAGAGAGAAGUGGAGAGACGGAGGCGAGAGAUGGAGGGAUGGAUGGAGGGAUGAAGGCGAAGAUGGGACUGUAAAGCAGAAAGUCAAACAACACAUUCAGGAUCACAACUUGUGAACGUGCGACCAGGACUUGUCCUCAGUUUCACCCAAAUGUAUGGGGCUGUUAAUGCUCAGUUAAUGGUCAUCAGCUGUUGAUGAUAUUAUGGGUCUUCUUUUUAUUACUGCUAUUUGUUGGCAUUCAUUUAAGGAUAAUGGGAUCAUUUUGUUUUAAUGCUGAAUAAAUGUUUUGUUAAUGGUU